AGACUCAGAAGUAACCCAGUGCCUGGUGCUAGGUGGAGAGACCAUCACACACACUCCAACAACUAUCUGUGCAGGAAUAUUUUACCAAGAACUCAUCUCACUGAAAGACGUUUAAGUACUUGCUAGGCUAAUCAACAUACUUUGAGUAAUAAAAUUCAGUAAAAAAGUGGAGUAACUUUAAGUGAAUUGAUUCAGCUGGAAUCAGAACUGGUGUGUUGGUAAGAGAGGUGAAACGCAGCCUGCGGUUUUCUGCAGCUUAUCAUCAUUUCACAGAGUUGAAGGUGUCUUCUGUGCUAAACUCCAAACUCCGGGAAAAGUUUCCCUGGCUUACUGGAAUCAAAGCAAAUUGAGGAAAUAAACGCGCUUUUAAAAUGACAAAAAAUGUUUAAUUGGAGUGACUGAGGGACUCGGCUGUCGGUUCGUCCAAAACGGCGAGUGAGAACACGGUCACGUUUGUGCGGUCGCGAGCGUUCAAACUGCGCCUUUGCGCAACAGCCGCCUCGUUUGGAGGAGUCCGGUCAGUGCACAAAGACAGCGCCGGAGAGAGAGCAGCCAUACAGCCACAGCCGCCGUCUCCACAGCCACUCGGCUAAAUCCGCCGCCGGAACUCCAAAGUUGUACCUCGCGAAAGCCGACGCUACGUAGAGCCUUUUAACAAAGAGGUCUGCAAGAUGGAGGAAACUGACACUGAAGUGACCCCAGUCAACGACAAGUGCUGUCAGACCGAAACACUGUGGCACUGCAGUUGCCAGCCGGCUCCACAACAAGAGGGCUGUGACCAACCGCAAGUGCAUAUUAUUGAGCCAGGAGACCCGCCUCUACUUCAAAAGCAGCUCCAGACUUCUAAGUCAGGAAUUCAACAAAUAAUUGAGUGCUUUCGCUCAGGUACGCCCCAGCUAAGACACAUGUUGUUGAAGGAAGUCGACACCAUCUUUGAGUGCAGGCUUUGCCGAAGUCUUUUCCGUGGUCUACCCAAUCUGGUCACACACAAGGAGUUCUACUGCCUUUCUGGACACCAUGAGCAAGACGAUUCUUCUGAACCAAACAAGCAGAACCAGGCUGUCAAAGAGCUUCUAGAGGCAAUCUAUCCACAAAGAGACAAGCAGGAACAUGUGAUUCAGCUGGAGACAAUAGAGACCAACCCCAAUGCUGUGUUCCAACACCUGUCUGUUGAGGAUUAUGAGAAUGAGAAUGAGACCAUGUCCACUAAUUCCCAUCAGCCAGACCCUGGACCACAGAAACAGCAUCGCCGCAAGUCUUCUGUAGCCCCGAAAAAGAUUGAACAGCACGACAUAGAGGACACAGAUGAUGACAUGGAUACAGCAUCUGAUAAAUCUCCAGAUAGAGAAGAUGCAAAAUCAGAAGAAAUGGGCGACAAAGAACAGGAUAAGAGGGUGGAAAAUGAAGGGGAAGCUGCCCCUGAGAUGAAGGAAACAAGGAUAUCUUGCUGCCUCUGUCGAAAGGACUUCAGCUCAAGGAGCAGCAUCCGCCGUCACUGCCGCAAGAUGCACCGGCAGAAGCUGGAGGAGUUGUGCAAGUUCACCGAAACACGCACAGUGCCCAUCAGCUUGCUGUCUAUGGUAAAGACCAAGCGUGCAGAAGAUCCUCCACCAGCUACUGGGAAGAGUUGCCCUGUCUGCCAAAAGUCCUUCGCUACCAAGGCUAAUGUCCGUCGGCAUUUUGAUGAGGUGCACCGAGGACUGAAGCGAGACUGCAUUACACCUGACAUUGCCACCCGACCUGGCCAACCACUUUUGCUUGAGGGUUCACCAGUCCCUCCAAAACAACCCAGCUCCUUCACAAAGCAAGACCAACAAGAGGUCAACCUUACAACAUCUCGGUGCAGGCUGUGUAGAAGGAAAUACAGCUCACAAGUCAUGUUGAAGAGGCAUAUGCGCAUUGUCCAUAAGGUUCACACGUUGGAAAACGGCUCAACCGCCAGCCGUGCUGUCUUCCCCAGAAAAAACAAAAUGAAGACUGAACCUGAUGAGGAGGUUUGCUCUGGAAAAAGUGGUCUUCCUUCCAGUGCAUCCUCUUCAGCUGAUGCAGAUAAGAGCACAGUGUGCUCGCCAUCAAAGCCUAAAGUCACAGAGGACAGUGGAAACCUCCCGUUAAGUUUUGACUUCAAGCAGAUGUACUGUUGGCUAUGCAAGCGACAGUUCAGCUCCAGUCAGAACCUGACCAAGCACAUCACCGAGCUGCACAUGGAUGGUAAUGACAGCAUCUACAUCAAGUUUUAUGGGUGUCCUAUCUGUAGAUACGAGUCACGGCGGAAGCGGGAUGUCAUCCGUCACAUUACCGUGGUUCACAAGAAGUCCUCUCGCUACCUGGCCAAGAUCAUGCCGAUCCUGGAGAGUCGUGCUGUGAAGAAACCAGCUGAGGUUGUGCUAAAUAGUAGUGGGAAGAGCGUGUCUUCAAAAGAAGACAUCUCUGGAAAGCACCACAGUCCAUCAUCCAGCACACUAACAACAUCAGACCAAGCAACUCCAUCCAAAAUGAGUCAGCAGAACUCCUCUUGGUCGCCUGGUAUAAAGAAAAGCGAGUCCUCAGUCUACCUGAAUACUCGUAAGAAUUCUGCCCUUACGUCUCUUAACACCACAAAUCAUGAGCAGGAACAUUCACAGCCCACCAAAGUAUGUAAACAAGAGAAGAAACCUCAAGAGCCAAAGAAUCCACAUGUUACCCGGAGCCACAAACCCAUGAAAGGACCUCCCAUCACUAGAAGCCAGGAGUCUAGCACAGAGGUGAGGGUUACUAAGAACUUUUCUCUGCAUGGAUGUGACAUGUGCAGUCGGGCAUUUGCCAAGAAGGUUUUCCUUGAGACGCACAGACGAAGCCAUAAAACCAGUGUCAAUACCCCAGCUGGAGGCACUAAAGUACAGGGAAGGAGUACUCGGUCAAAGGCACUGAUAUGAUAUUCACAUCCAUGUAAAUGACACAUGCUCACUGGAAUGUAUAGAUCUUCAGCAAAUAAAACGCAGCAGCAUAGGGAUGGAAAACUUUACCAGAAGCAGAAUGGCUUUUAAGAGGAAGGAUCAUUGCAAAUCAUGAGGAAAAGAACCUGCACUGAAUGUUCUGGUUUUGUACUGCAGAGGGUGCUGCGACCAAACAUUUCUUAUCCUCUAACACAGAAGUUAUAGAUUGUUCUCAACCAGUUACAGUUACUGAGUUACAUGAAUUUGAAGGAUAUCUCAUUUUAUUUUUUGAGUAGUCUGUUGACAAUACACUUUACUUUUAAUGAAGUGCAGAAUACAGUUUAACUUAGUUACACGUGGUUACUCAUCUUCAUUGUUGAUCACAUCUCAACCUUUGCUCUAGACCACCAGUAUGUCAAAUAGAGAGCGUUGUCACAAAUGAAACAUUAGUUUUAACAUCAGUAUGUUCCCUUUGACUUGUGGACUUGUAGUGAUAUUCUGUUGAUGGUUUAAAAUGAAAAUGGCUCAUAUAAAUCAGAGUACUUUGCUUGUACAGUUGGAGAUAACUCAUCUGACCUGCUGUUUUUACUUAGUUGUUGCAGGGCUAACUGAGUUGAGUUGAUGCUUUAAAGUAGCUUAACAGUACAUUUAUUUUAUGCUUUUUGACUAGUCAACCCUCUGAUUGUCAUAGAAUUGUAGCCUAUAUAACAUUUUAAUUAGAUUUGCCUAAUGAACUAAUCAGUAAAAAAACUAAACAUUGUACAUUCAGGUCCAUUUCUAUUUUUUCUUGUUCUCUCUGAAACGGAUCAGUGAAUGAAUACUGGAACAGAUGAUGUACUUGUCUCUUUAUGUAAUUUUUUGGUUUGCUUUUAGUUUACACUGCUCAGAUGUAAAAGCUUGCUUAACUGUAAAUGCUCUGCAAACACUUUGGGUAGAUAUUUGAAUGAAUAAUUUUCCUUAAGCUCAUUUUAAUAUGUUAAUAUUGCAUAUAUAAGUAGGACUGCUUACAUAAAAAAAUUAAAGCUGCACUGUGCAGUUCUAUUUAGCAAACGUUAGAUAACAGCUAAAAAACCAGUAGGUGAGGAAUCCACCCUCUCUCUCUGCCCUCACUCCAAAUUCAUGCAUGCAUAUUACUUCUGACAGCCCUGCCCCUAACCUUACACAUGCCCAAACCCUUCCUCUGGAAAAUCUGUUGCAUGGCUUACAUUUGCAGAAUUACAGUAAAGUUAAAAAGCUUUUAUAUUAUAUUUGAAAAUAAUAAGUAACCAGCCAAUUGAUUUCAUGUGCAACAUUUAACUAUUUUCUUAUUAGUGGUCAAACCGAACGCAAAUAAAAUUUUGUCUGGGGAAAAAAAAAGGCCAAUCCAUUAAAAUGAGAACUAAUGUGAAAACGUAUCACAAAAAGUCAUUUGUUUUUGGAAGGUGUUUAUUUUGCUAUGCGCUGUGUUAAUCGAAUUGAACUUUACCCCCACAGGUUCACAGACCUGAGAAGCUUCAGCUAAUCGCCUCUGUCCAAAAUUGAUGCAUUUGGUGCAAAUAUGUUUAAGUUCUUGAUCAUAGGGACAGUCACAGACUUUUUCUCAGAGAAUCUACAUUAUUGAUAGCAGUCAGAAUGUAAAAAAAAAAAAAAGUUCACCUUAUUGUUAAAAAAAAUGACACAGUGCAGCUUUAAUCCAUAUCUGCCAUUCCACAAUGAAUGAAAAUGCUGCUAAUCCUUUUGCAUUAUAACUACUGUUUGUGCUCAUGUUUCUGCUUCCCUUUAAUGAGUCAGUGCUGCUCAGGUUGUGCUAAGACAAGUUUUUCAAAGGAGUAUGACUGUUUGAUAAUAUCUAAUAAGAAGUUGCAACUGUGAUCAAAAGGUUAAUUAGAUACUACUGCAUCUGUUUUGUACAAUGUUGCUCUUAUUAGCUAACAGUUAAAAAUAUAUCUAGACCUAAAAAUCACCUCUGUCUACUUUAGUAUGUAAUGAUUAAUUACAGUUAUUUGAGUGAGUGUAAUGGGUGAAAUGAAGUGCAAAUCUGUCUUGGCGUGCAUAACGAAUGCUUCUGCUUGAUACUAUGUACAUUUAUGAAAUAAAUUGUAACAUUUUAAAAGGUAAUUGGCAAGACUUGUACUGUAUAUAUAAAUACACAAUACUUGCAUUCCUAUCCCUGCUUCACUAGAAAUAACUUUGGUCAAAUAAAGAUUUUAAAACCA
Messenger RNA from Pangasianodon hypophthalmus (striped catfish), 5110 nucleotides. RefSeq names its product zinc finger protein 800a (gene znf800a). The record is from RefSeq and is a predicted model, not a curated record. The transcript is spliced from 6 exons. NCBI's taxonomy places the organism in Eukaryota, Metazoa, Chordata, Actinopteri, Siluriformes, Pangasiidae. The coding region runs from base 672 to 2915 and encodes 747 amino acids.